Messenger RNA from Mucor mucedo, 2955 nucleotides. Its product is annotated as kinase-like domain-containing protein. Gene Ontology annotation, molecular function: tau-protein kinase activity; protein serine/threonine kinase activity; ATP binding. NCBI's taxonomy places the organism in Eukaryota, Fungi, Mucoromycota, Mucoromycetes, Mucorales, Mucoraceae. The transcript is spliced from 5 exons. The coding region runs from base 279 to 2825 and encodes 848 amino acids. The record is from RefSeq and is a predicted model, not a curated record. Gene Ontology annotation, biological process: microtubule cytoskeleton organization; protein phosphorylation; intracellular signal transduction. Gene Ontology annotation, cellular component: cytoplasm.
CUUUAAUCAUGGUUUAAUGUGAAUUCUCUCACAGCGAUACCCGCUACACCAAAACCCCUUCUUUUUUUUUUCAGAGCAAGUCUAUGGCAUGAUUGUUAAUAAAAUACCCUUAUCCCCCCUCCCCUACUCUCUCACACACACUUACUCUCCCUUACCCCUCUUUUUUAAUAAUUUUUUUUUUUUUUCAAACACAAGAAAGUGUAGCACAAAGCUUUUCUCUAAAAAGAAACAGAGCAUACUUUUUAUUUAUUUAUUUUCUUUCUUUCUAAUCUUUCUACAUGAGUGCUCAAGUGAAAAAGUCGAGCUCAGAAGUAACCCAUCGACGAAAGUCAAGCUCCAUCUCUACCACCAACCGAAAAGACGGUGUCAGUCGUCGAGCAUCGGAACGUCAACAAGUGCUAAAGAUUCAGAAUUAUGUAAUCUAUCGAAAAACCAUUGGCGCUGGAUCGAUGGGCAAAGUCAAACUGGCCGAAUGUCUUGAUGACACUCACAAGCAGAAAUAUGCUGUUAAAAUCAUGCCCAAAGUCGAUUUGGUUGCUUUACCGAAUAAACCCACAAAGCCAAAAGACCCUAAAGACACACCAGAGGAACGAGAGCAACGCACAAUCCGAGAAAUGGCAAUUAUGCGUUUAUUGAGACACCCCAAUAUUUGUCAGUUGAAGGAAUACAUUGCCGAAGGCGAUAAAUAUUACAUGUUUCUGGAAUAUGUCGAUGGUGGUCAGCUAUUAGAUUAUAUCAUCAAGCAUGGCAAAUUACGAGAAAAGCAAGCACGAAAAUUUGCUCGACAGAUUGUGAGUGCACUAGAUUACUGUCAUAGAAAUUCAAUUGUUCACAGAGAUUUGAAAAUUGAGAAUAUUCUCAUCACCCAAUCUGAGCAGUUAAAGAUCAUUGAUUUUGGUCUGUCCAACGUGUAUUCACCCACUGAGCAAUUAAAUACCUUUUGUGGCUCACUCUACUUUGCUGCGCCCGAGUUGCUCAAAGCCAAAGAAUACACAGGUCCCGAAGUAGAUGUCUGGAGUUUUGGUGUCGUCUUGUACGUGCUUGUCUGUGGACGCGUGCCAUUCGAUGAUACCAAUUUACCUGCUUUACAUGAAAAGAUCAAGUCGGGUGUGGUGGAAGAGUACCCAGACCAUCUCAGUAAAGAAUGUCUCGACCUCUUAUCCAAGAUCUUUGUUGUGAACCCAAAGGAACGUAUCACCUUAUCAGCCAUUCAAGCCCAUCCCUGGAUGAACAAAGGUUAUGAAGAACCCAUCAAAAAUUACCUGCCUCAUCGCCAGCCAUUAGAAUCCAUUGAUAUGGAGAUCGUACAAGGCAUGCACGGCUUUGGCCUGGGUCAACCCGAUGCCAUCCAUGCAAAAUUACAGAAAAUUGUUUCGUCUGCCGCUUACCAGGUCGCUGCCCUGAAAAUCGAUCAAAAUUUCCAAAAAAAAGUAAACGAUGAUCAAUCACUGGCUGCCAAACCACGUUGGAGACGCACCUUAUCCACCAAACGAAAAGUUCAAGUACAUGAUGAUUUCCAGUCUUUACCGGCCAUGUAUGAUCCCUUGGUGUCGAUUUAUUAUCUCGUCAAAGAACGAAAGGAAUCUGAUAUGCGAAAGACCAUGUUGUUAAAUGCAGAAAGUUCUCCCAUCACCAUCAGCAGAUCGACCAGUACCUUGGUAACAAAUACACCCCCCAUAGCAACGCAAUCUCCUUUAGUAAGAAGACGUACAUUUGACGCCAGCAAGAAAUUGCCCGAAUUACCUGCUGCAGCUACUGCUGCUGGUGGUGGUGUUAAUAUCGCCAGUGAAAAGAAAAAGGCGAGCAACCGAUUGUCCAUGUCGUUUGAUUUAUUUAAUAAAGCACCCCAUCCAACCCCUUCCAAGAGCGAGACAACACCUGCGCGAAGAACAACGUUAUUAAGACAAAAGAGUUUGCAGACCAUGAAAAAGUUUGGACUGAAAUUACAUGGAGGGUCUUCUUCCCGUUCAGCCACAGCGACACCCGCAACCGAGGGAGACAAUCUAUCCUCGUCUUCUUCCACCACUACAAAUGAAACAAGUAGUAAGAAUCGACCGAGUAGUAUUCACAGUAGCAGUAAAUCACAUUGGCUCAAAUUGGAUUUGAAUAAUAAAAACAAUGGGAGUCAGUCAGCAGAGAAACGGCAAUCAGGAACAUCCACCGCGAGUAGUAAUCAAACGAAUAGUCGACCUGCGUGGAGAAAGAUGUCUAUCAGUAGCAGUAGAGCCAAGCGUCUUUCCAUUGAUAAUUCCACAGGUAAUUUACCAACACCUGUGGAUCCUAUGCUUACAAGUUCUGAGAUUGCGAAUAACGAGGUGCCCGUUGUUAAAGUAGAUCCACCCACGUUACGAAUCACACCUAGUAAGUCCGAGGGUGUGUCAUUCCGAAACAAGAAACGAUCGGAGCAACCCAAGAGCCUAUUUCAUUUCAACCGAGCCCAUUUGUUCCGUGUGACACCAGACGAGAUGAUGAUGACAUUACAGAAAGUGUUAACGAGUCUAAAGAUCCAGUGCAAGGAGACGGGGUUAUUUACGUUACGCUGUCAGUGUUCUUCAGCGGUAUGGACACGGUUUGUAAAUACGAGCAUGUCGGUUAGAGAUGAAUCGUUGGUACGAGACAGUGUAGUGUAUGAGGACGAUCCCAACAACUUGGAAUUCACUGUGAUGGUGUAUGAAGCAAGGUGGGCAGGCGGCAAAAUCGGGUUUAAAAUGAAGGACGAUGAGAACUACGCCAAUGUCACCAUUCAAUUAUAUAUCAAGCAAAUUUCGAAAAAUAUUUACAAUAGCUUAUUGAAUGAAAUUGGCCACAUAUACCAUUCUACUUAAAAAAAAACCUUAUUUAUUAUUUGCCCUUCUCUCAUAUUAUAUAUAUACUUCUUAAUGUACAACAAUGUUUACAGUUGUUUUGAAAUAAAAUCAUAUCCCCAUCUUUAUUAAGAGUCACUUGUUACGCUAG